Messenger RNA from Prorocentrum cordatum, 1988 nucleotides. NCBI's taxonomy places the organism in Eukaryota, Dinophyceae, Prorocentrales, Prorocentraceae. The record is from the annotation of a GenBank genome assembly.
UUCAUCCCUUGCGCCGCUGCAGCUCCGCUGCCGUUUCCGCUCAGGCCGUGUACAUCCGAAAGCGCAGCUCGGCAGUUAAUUCUGCACAUUUGAAUUAGUUGGUCCUGCGCCAGCCAUGGACGGGUGCGACUUCUGGAGCGGGGUCUGUCCAUGCUGUGGUCAGAGGUGCUUCUCUCGGCAGACCUUCACUGGGGCGAAUUCCCAGACAUUCCAACCUGGUUUCACCAUGACUGUGAUAUCCAAUACAGAUUGGAAUGGAAUUGGCGAAAGCGACGUUGCGCGCCAGAGUACGUCUGGUAUUCCGCGCGGCUAUGUUCCUCAUCAGCCUGGUGAGUUUGUAGCUUUCGGGGCGUUCUUCAUCUGUGCAUGUUGCCAUGAAUGUCUGUUUCCCGUCUUCCAUCUGGACUCAGCGGGUCAAGUAACACUCCUUUGCUACAAGAUCCACCGAGGGCUCAGAACUCACAUGGGCGAGGACGUCCGUCGUCGUCACGGGUUAUAUAUUCUUGCUCUGGCCGCCAACGUUCGAGCUGUUUCGUGUUGGUGGCGACAUGCUUUGCAACGAACACCAGAAAAUUAGAUCAGUCGAUCUUGCACGGUGUUCAGUUUUCGAGUUUGUGUCAGCGCCUGUUGCAGGCAGGUUUGUGGCCCCAGUCGCGCCUGCUCUGGGGAAAGGGCCGCUUCUAGUCUUUGUAAAAUACAUGGGCAAGACUGUGGAGCAUCACGUGCAUGAGGAUGCUACAGUAGGCGGACUGGCACAGCUCGUGUCGCAGCGCUGUGGUGACAGCGUCCUGGCGAUCACACCGUCAAUUGUUCAUCAUGGGCCAGAGUGCGGCUCAGUGACUAUCGAGUGGCUCAGCAUGGCAGGCUCUGUGCUGACGAAGACGACAACCAGGACGAGCGAGUCGAUUGGCUCUCUGAGGGCACGGGUCGCGGAGAGGCUCUGGACACCCGUGCACCGCCUCCGCUUGUGCCUGUCAGAUGGGCGGUUGCUUGAGAUCAUGGAGGACGACCUGGUGCUCUCCGGAGAUCGGCUCUGCGAGGCUGGGCGGUGCCCCGAGGAGGGGAGGCGCGUCUCGGAGAAGUGGUCCCUGGCAAGAGCCCUCGGCGUGGGCGACUGCGGCGGCCCGCCGGGUCCGGAGAGGCUUCCCUGGCAGCUGUUCUGCGAUCCCGCGGUGGGCCAGUGGUGGCGCCGCUCCGACGAGGACUGGUUCCUAUCAUUUAGCGGUUCCAAGAGCAGCGUCGACCUCUGGAGCCCCACGUGGCGCCGGUUCAAGUCGCCCGAUGACGAGUCUUAUUGGUGGUUUCGAGCGCGUGACGGCGAGUACUUCCUGGAGCCCACCGACAGCGGAGCGGGGCAGCGUCAGGCAUGGAAGAAGUACACCCCGCUCGUGGGAAGGAGCUUCUGGAUGCGAUCUCGCGAGGACUGGUUCUUCAUCGACACAGGCCUGAAGCUCCCUGCGGAUCACCCCUUUGGGGGGGACGCCAGGCUGAGGUGGCAGCGCUUCCAGUCGCCCGAUGGCGUUGCUUUUGGGUGGUUCCGCGAUGUAGACGGGGAGUGGUUUUGGGAGGACACGGGCAGCUGCUGAGCAGUGGUCGCGGCUGUCAUCGGAAUGUGAGCGCGGCAAGCCCGCGCAGAUGGCGGGGCUGCCUGGCCGCCGCAGAGCGCUAUCGUGGGCUAGGAGCGCUAGCGCAUGUAGGCGGCCACCAGCGACCCGCCAAUACCAAACGUCAGUCCACCGAUGGGUCGCAGAUUGGUAUUGGUGGGCCGUUGGCCCUUCCUCAGCGUCUUUGACAGCCCAUCCCCAGUGCGCGUCGGACAGAACCUCUGCAUCGCUCGCGCACUGAAUUAUUCAUUGUGGUGUUCAUCACCGCCAAGAUUGAAAUCAGCUCGAGGUGUCGCUCGCCGAUGUUCCACUGUUUUUUCUGCUGCCCAUUACCACUGGCUGCCAUUGUUAUGACAGCCAGUUGUCAAGAGAGGGAAGAGAAGG